Suillus clintonianus is the source of this 2521-nucleotide messenger RNA. RefSeq lists its product as uncharacterized. Bases 107 to 2272 code for a protein of 721 amino acids. Gene Ontology annotation, cellular component: mitochondrion. Lineage: Eukaryota; Fungi; Basidiomycota; Agaricomycetes; Boletales; Suillaceae. The transcript has 6 exons. The record is from RefSeq and is a predicted model, not a curated record.
AGCAAGUCUUUCUUCCGAAAUCCAGGAUUCUAUACAAUAUAAAAGCCCAUUAGAAAUCUCAACAGAACGCUUACCCAGUGCGCCCAGUGCUCGAAUCAAGUGUACGAUGCCUGUUCCUAUUCCCGAGACAUACGGAAACAAGGCCAAAUAUAUACCAUUACCGAAACAGAUCGAGGGCACAUCAAGUAGGUACCCAAAUCAUUCCCCUGCCAACUUACACUCCGACACAUCCUUUCUUCACAUAACACGUUCACCCAAUUCAGACUUUACCAUGCAGCGCAACGGCCACGGCGACCAUGUCGCUGCUGUUGCGCAGGACACCACUCCUCUACUACCUGGCACAGUUCAAUUACCACACCCAUCACCCUCCACGUCUUUCAUUCAAUGGGAUUGGGAUACCGAACACCACGACCGACGCCUCGAAGCUAAAGCAGACGCAGCUCUCCAUGGCGCACAACCCUUUCAAGUAGACCGAAGAGUCCUCAAAGACGUCGUACGAGAAAUGACAGGCUGUGAAGUCGGGAGAAUAAAUUUCCUCAGUUCUGGCACUUUUCACAAGGCGAGUGCACAGCUCAAUGCAUAUCUUGUUACUCUUAUUGACACGCGUGAGCUGGUUGCUCGCGUCGCUCGUCGCUUCAUGCCUCGCCUCAAGACAGAGUCUGAGGUGGCUACUAUGCACUACCUUCGCGAACGGACAUCCAUUCCUGUUCCAGAUGUCUAUUACUAUGAUGCAAAUCCCUACAAUCGUCUAGGAGGCGAAUAUAUCCUCAUGUCCAGGGCAAAAGGAGUUCCCCUGUCACGCGUAUACCAUACACUCUCUAAUGAAGAACUCAAAUCUCUCUUUGCAAACGUCGCAUCUAUCAUAGUACCCCUUUUCGCACAACGUUUCUCACACAUCGGAUCACUAUAUCUAGAGGGCGCAGGUACAGGCGCACCAGCCCCUCUCUCGGUUUUGUCAUCAAACUCGCCGACACCAACAGCGACGCGUCCUACCAUAAACGGCUUCAAAUUCAUGCCCCUUUUGUCCAUGAGCUCCUUUUCCAAUGCCGCCACCGCAGGGCCCCUAACCAGAACAGUCUCACGACCAACCUCGGCCAAAGAAUCCCACAUCGGCCCCAUCGUCUCCUGGCCCUUCUUCGGCUCGAACCGCGGGGACCUCUCCCACCCAGACGAAAUCGACCGUGGCCCCUGGUCCAGCACAAGCUCAUACCUCGCCUCAUGCAUAGACCGCGAAGUCCGUGGCGUAGUCCUCGAGAACGAGGGUAAAUCGGCUCCGCAUCGGCUGCAUCUUGAUCCGGAUGAGAUCCAGUCCUCAAGGCAUCACCACUUGAACGCGGUGCCGGGCGAUCAGAGCGAUGAUAGUGAUGAGUGGGACGCGCAGGAGAGUGAGGAGGAGUGGGAUGGGCCUGGGGAUGUGAUGUAUAGGGAUUAUAGGCGCAUGCAGAGGAGCACGUUUUUAAUUGCGCAUAUCAUGCGAAGGGAGGAGUCUGUGAGGAAGGAGAUGGGACGCUGGAUGCGCAUGAUGGAGAGGCUUGGGGCGUGUGCGGAUCAUUCUGGGGCGACAGAAGAGUUUGGGCUGGAUUGCCACGACAUAAGCCUGGAGAACGUGUUCGUGGACGAAAAUGACCAUACGCAAAUAACAUGUGUCAUCGAUUGGGAAUCUACAACUACCCGUCCGCUCUGGGCAUGUGCCCACCUCCCGACUUUCCUGCAAUCUAGUCCGUUCACGACUCGUAUGUUCCGAGAAGCGGUCGAGGAUCUAGCGCGCGGCCGAGCGCCUGAGCCAGCACACCCAGGGAAGAACAUCAAACCCGUGAACAGCGUGACAGCCGCAAAAGAAUGGCUGCACUACGAAGCAAUGGGUGCACGGCUGCGCCUCGCGCACCGGUGUGUCGAAUGGGACGGCUGGGAGGAAGGGCUCGUGGACAGUAUCCUCGGGCCCGAAGACACCGAAGACGAAUGGUUCAAAGACGCCGAGUGUACUGCAGAAGCGCUAUCUGCCUCGAGUGCGCCCGUGUGUGCCGAGAGCGUGGCUAGUACCUCUGGGGCUAAUUCUGGGGCGUUGCAGGCUGCGUCGUUUAAGCGGAGGAAAAAGGCGGGGCAUAUACCGCUGAAGAAGGAGAGGGAGAGGGAGCAGAUGUUGAAUACGACUGGGGAUAUUUGUGGGGGGCGGGGUGGGGAGUUGGGGAGGAGACUUGAGGCGUGGUUGAGCGUUAAUGGGGAUGGGACGAGGAAGGGUUGGGAGGAGGAGUAUGAUGCGGAGGCGGAGUGAUGCGGGGGCGGAGGUGGAGUGAUGCGGAGGUGGGGUCUUUCUUUGUGUUUUGGACUGGUAUGUAGAUUGGAUCUCGGUGAGCUGGGUUAUGCUAUGCUAUGUUACGCCUGGACAUAAUACUGUACGAUAUACACCCCCCUUUACGCACGCACUUGCAUUUGUCACGCAUUUUUCUUAACUUUUAGCUUUGGGCGGAAUUUUCUGCUCUUUUGUUUGCUCCUACAAGAGCGCAAUCUGCUUGAUUCAAAG